AAAAAAAAAGUAAACUGAUGACGACAACAGCCAAGAAGAUGGCGAGCGCUGCUCCGAUGCUUCGUCGUGGUGCGCUGCUGCUGCUGGCGGUAGCUGCGGUUGUCGUGGCGUGUGCGCUGCUGGACGGCGUGCACGGCGCCGAAAGCGCCCCUGCAAUUGACACAUCCAAGUACCAGACCAAUGCUGAGCUGAAGGCGUUGCUGCAAGACCUCACCUCCGAGUACCCGCAUCUUGCCACGCUGGACACCAUUGGCCAGUCCAUCGAGGGCGAAGACUUGUGGUUCAUGAGAAUCAAGUCGGAUGCUCUGUCGGAGGACGAUGCCAAACUACGACCCAUGAUGAAGUGGAUCGGCAACAUGCACGGCAAUGAAGCCGUUGGGCGCCAAGUCCUCAUCUACUUCAUCCAGUACCUUCUGUUCAACUAUGGCUCGGACAGGAGAGUGACGCAGCUGGUGGAUGCGACCGACAUCUACAUCAUGCCGUCCAUGAACCCAGAUGGCUUUGCCAAGGGCCUGAGCAACAUGCAGUGCUUGGGCGUGUACGGUCGCUCCAAUCACAACGGUGUCGACCUCAACCGCAACUUCCCCGACCAAUACCUUCCAAAGCCCCGAAACGAGAUUCAGCCAGAGACCAAGCUGCUGAUGAACUGGAUCAAGUCCAACCCCUUUGUGCUCUCUGCCAACCUGCACGGCGGCUCCCUCGUUGCAAGCUACCCGUUUGACUCGAGCGAGACGGGCCACAGCGUGUACAGCCGAGCACCCGACGAUGACAUCUUCAAACACCUCGCGCGCACAUACGCAGACAACCACAGAACCAUGCACACCUUCAAGAACAAGCCGUGCGGCGUCGGGGACGAGAGCGGGUUUGACCACGGCAUCACCAACGGUGCCGACUGGUACAGCCUGACUGGAGGAAUGCAGGACUUCAACUACCUGCACUCAAACUGCUUUGAGAUCACGGUGGAGCUCUCCUGCUGCAAGUUCCCCUCGCCCAACAAACUCCCGGGCGAGUGGGAAAACAACCGGCCUGCACUGCUGGCAUACACCGAGCAGGUGCACAUGGGCAUCAAGGGCGCUGUCACAGACGCAGCGACAGGCCUGCCCAUUGCUGGCGCGUCGGUCACAGUUGUUGACCGCGAGAACACGGUUGUCACGACAGCAGAUGGCGUGUACUGGCGCCUCCUCCUCCCGGGCUCAUAUGUGGUGGUGGUCACCGCAAACGGGUACCGCGGCCAGCGCGUGCAGGUGUCUGUGCCGCCAAAUGCAAACAACAAGCCGCCGCAGGCACAGCUUGUCAAUGUGCAGCUUCACCCCGAAGGUGACGACGACGACACCAGCGGUGGCACUGACGACGAUGGUGGUGAUGAUGACGAUGCGGGGGUGAUUGACCUGUCGACGGAAACCAUCAAUGCGCAGCUGCGCGAUCUCGUGGACAUUUCCCCGCACAACGUGCGUGUGUUUGAACUUCCCGGCGCAACGGUGCAGGGCACGGCCAUCAAAGGCGUUGCGAUUGGCAACAACAUCAACAGCGACGAGGCGAUGACACAGCGCCCAAAGGUCGGCCUGUUUGCUGGCGUGCACGCAAACGAGGCGGGCGGCACGCACAUGCUGCUGCAGUUUGCGCAGAAGCUGCUGACAACGACGCAGGACACAGCUGUGUCUGCGCUGCUGCAGAGCGUGGUGGUGGAGAUUGUGCCGCGGGUCAACCACGACGCCUUUGGUAACGCGGGGUACGGCGACUGCUUUGGCGAUGAUGGCGCUCUCAACGCGAACGGUGUUGAUCUCCUCUACGACAUCUCUGCAGCGUGGGCGAACAAGGCCAGCCACGGUGCUGGCGAUGGUGACGACGAUGCUGGUGAUAAUGGUGGCGUUGAUGGCAUGCAGCCCGAGACGCUGGCGCUGCUGCGGUGGGUGGAGCAAGAGCGUUUUGCGCUCACGGCGUACUUUGGCGCGGGGCAGUACGGCGUGACGUGGCCCUUCACGGGCCCUCCGCGUGACAACGGCGACCGGAACCCGGCGCCGGAGGAGGCGCUCUUGCGCAAUAUUGCGGACAAGUUUGCGGCGGAGUUUGCGUCCUUUUCUCCGACGCUCGUGCCCAUGGCACGUGGGUUCACGUGCGCCCAAACAGAUCCAAAGGACAGGUUUACUGAGGACGACGAGCGCCCCGUGAUCAGCGGCGGGAGCAUGAACGGUUACGAGCUGUACUCGUCCACACACGAGGUCGACCCCUCCAUCAACUUCUUUGGCGACGCCGUGUACACGCGACUCGGCACGCUCCACUUUGACGUGUACCUCGGGUGCUGUCUGUACCCGACCGCAGGUGAGAUGGAGGACAUUGCGGACGCGGGCUUCAAUCCCACGCGCGAUCUCGCCCUCGCUGCCCGCACAGCGCUCAUGGGCCGCGUUGUUGUCAAGUCUGUCAUUGUCGGUGGACCCACGGUUCCCAUCGCAGAUGCGACGGUGACGCUGAUGCCGGCCGAUGGCAGCAACACGCGUCCAACGGCGACAACAGCUGCUGACGGGCGCUUCGUGCGCCUGCUCGCCCCCGGCGCCUACACCGUGCGUGUGUCUGCCAGUGGAUAUGAGCCACAGUCGCAACUGCUCGACAUCACGGCUUCCUCAAGCGCCAGCUACACCUUUGAGCUUUCCCCGGCCGUCAACCCAGUACCCGUGUCCACCUCCUCAUCAUCACCAUCAUCGUCGUCGUCGUCGUCGUCGUCGUCAUCGUCGUCGUCGUCAUCCACUCCAACAGGCAGCAGCGCUCCCCCCUCCACCACCACAACAGACGCAUCCACCUCGGAGCUGGUGGUGCCGGCAACGCGGCCCCAGACACCGUCCGGGUUUUCGCUCGUGUUUGAAGGGCGCGCGCCGUUCAACAGUGGACCCGCGCUCCGCUUCACGUCCGCAUUUGAGUCACCGGCGCGUAUUGGCGACAUCGCCGUUGUGGACGACGUGGACGCGUGCGCAGAGGAGUGCAUUGCGCAAUCGCUCUGCCGCGGGUUUGUUGCGUACAUGCAGUCUGGACAGAUGCACUGCGCCGUGCUGUCGGACCUUGGGAGCGAGGGCGGUGUGUCGACGUCGCUGUUUGCGCUCUCGUAUCGCCGUCUUGCCGACGGUGAAACAACACCAGUGUCGUCGCACACACACACGAGCACAGCGGCAACAGCAGGAGGAGGCGGCGCAACAACAACAACGACGACAACAACAAGGACAACGACGACACCGACAACAGAAAAGGAAUCGACUCGCCCGCCGCCGCAGAGCUUCGACACGUCCGUGCACCCCGUCUCCACGACGACGACGACAACAGUGCCGGUGACGGCGCCACCGCCGCACUCCACAACAACAACGCGGAAGCAGCACGUGACACCGGGCGCAGACGCAACGACAACGACGGUGGACAGCAUCAGCAACGAGGAGCUACCCAGCUUGGACGACCUCAACUGCCCCCUCACCCUCGACUUUGACCACCACGACGAGCAGCAAGUCCGCGAGUUCUUUGCAUCUGCUGUCUCCCAUUUCCCGCACCUCGCUGCAGCCUCAACCAUCGGCAAAUCGGAGGAGCGACGUGACGUGUGGGCGCUGCAGAUCACGGACAAUCCCUCCGAGAUUGAAGCAGGCGAGCCGUUUAUGUACUACGUGGGCAACAUUCACGGGAACGAGGUGGUUGGGCGGGAGUCACUGCUGCAUUUCGUGCGGUUGCUGCUGUGCGGAUAUGAGAGCAGCAAUCGCAUUGCUCGCCUCGUCGACAACACCCACCUCUACGUUGUCCCGUCCAUCAACCCAGAUGGAUAUGCCCGCGCCGCUGCAAAUCCCUCCCGCAGCCACUGCACGCAAUCCUUUGACGGCGGUGUUGAGGGGCGCAACAACGCCAACGACUUUGAUCUGAACCGAAACUUUCCGGACCAGUACAAAGGCCAGAUCACGCCCCUGCAACAGGAAACAAAGGUGAUGAUGUCGUUUGUGCAGCACCGGCCCUUCGCCCUCUCCGCCAGCCUGCACGGCGGCUCCCUCGUCGCCAGCUACCCCUUUGACGGAACGCCAAAGAACCAUUACGGGGUGUCGCGGUCCCCGGAUGACGCGACGUUCAAGCGGUUGGCCAAGGUCUACUCCACCAACCACCGCAAGAUGAGCACCACGCCAUGCCGGCCUACGGACUAUUUCAAGGACGGUAUCACCAACGGCGCUGAUUGGUACCCGCUGUACGGCGGAUUGCAGGACUGGACGUAUCUGCACUCGAACAACAUGGAGGUGACGAUGGAGCUGUCGUGCUGUAAAUUCCCGCAGGCAAACGACCUCAAGCCGUUCUGGCUCGACAACAAGAUGGCCCUCUUCGCAUACGCUGAACACGUGCACACGGGCGUGAAAGGUUUCGUGCGUGACGCGAAAUCGAGCGACCCGCUGCCAAAUGUACUGAUCACCGUCAGGGGAAACUCAAAGACAGUUGUGUCCUCGUACCAUGGUGCGUACUGGCGACUGCUGUCCCCGGGCACGUACAGCAUCACCGCCUCUGCCCCCGGAUAUCAACACCAGACCAAAGCCGUGACUGUCAACUCCUUUGCUGCGUUCUCUGCCGUGAUUCUGGACUUUCAACUCGAUCGCGCGUCCGAUUACGACGCGUUCAAGCACCACUACGUGCGUGUGCACAACUACGAUGACAUUCAAGCGGCGGAGUGGUCCGACGCCGCCGCUGCAGAGGACACCGGUUACAACCUGUCAAACAACGUCAAAGUUGGCAUUGCCGUCACCUUUGCCCUUGUGUUUGGGCUGCUGCUGUUUGUUGCUGCGCGACGGCUGAAGCGACGCUGGCACUCGUACUCUGCCGUGAAGAACGCAGCUCCAGCAACAAAGGUCCGCUUCAGCCGCUUGACGGCGGAGGACAACACGUUUCUGAUCAGCGAUUCAGAUGACAGCGAAGACGAUGCUUUUGUCGUUUAGAUCCAUUCGAUGCCAUGCGACAAGAUGCCAUCGCGCUGCUGUCGUGUGAUGUAUUGUGAUGUGUUGUGAUGUGUUGACAUGCCAACAAGGCACCUCCCUUUCCCCUGCCCAACCUGUUCCCCACCCCCUUCUUUGCUUUUGAGAGCUGACAUGAAUGUAGCUUACUUCCUGGCAUGUUUCGUGCCAUUCGUGCCGUGUACAAAACGUUAGGCGCUUGUGUUUCUUUUUGUUCUGUUGUCACAAAGCGCGUGUUUCAAUGCAUGAAGCUUCGUAUCCAGCGCAGCGUUUACAUGCAGGCAGCGAACAUGGCAAGCAAGGCGUAACAAGAAGGGAAGGUACGCGAUAAAAGAAAUGAGCACCAGCA
Molecule: messenger RNA, 5301 nt
Organism: Salpingoeca rosetta
Lineage: Eukaryota; Choanoflagellata; Craspedida; Salpingoecidae
Product: carboxypeptidase H
Exons: 21
Coding region: 18-4937 (1639 amino acids)
Biological process (GO): proteolysis
Molecular function (GO): metallocarboxypeptidase activity; zinc ion binding
Source: RefSeq, a predicted model, not a curated record